Owenia fusiformis is the source of this 3680-nucleotide messenger RNA. Lineage: Eukaryota; Metazoa; Annelida; Polychaeta; Sabellida; Oweniidae. The record is from the annotation of a GenBank genome assembly.
AUAAACUUAAACAAUGAUAUAAAACAACAGGACUAUUUUUGCGGCGCGUAUUUACGUGCAGGUGCUUUGGACAACAUUUCACGUGAAAAAGCUUUGAAAUUCAUCACAAUUUCCUCAUUUUCUGAAAAUCAACUGUUACUUAGUGGCUAUAACCAAGGAUUACUUGAACAUAACAUUAUAGUCUUUGACGGAUAGGAUUGUUACAUCAAAAGCAUGCAUCUGUGUGGAGAAAUUUGACGAGCUUGUCAAGAAAGAUUCGAAUAAAUUUCAUUUUUCAAGUUUAUUUUGAAUGUCUCUGAAGAUCCUGUCUAUGAUAGAUGUAAUUCACAAUCAUCAGUAGAGGAAUAUAACCAGAUUACAUGAUGUCAUCUUACUCAGGAUUAAGCAGAGCUCAGCUGAGCUAUGAGUAUCUUCAUACAAACUCAACGACCCAUGAGUUUCUGUUUGGUGCCUUAGCUGAGUUAGUAGACAAUGCAAGAGAUGCAUCUGCCACCAAAAUUAGCAUAUAUUCAGUACCAGAUAAGUCACUUAGAGGGGACUACAUGCUGUGUUUCCUUGACGAUGGAGAAGGCAUGGACUCAGGUGAAGCCUCCGAUAUCAUCACAUUUGGAAAAUCUACAAAAAAGACACUAGACUCUCAAAUGAUAGGAAUGUACGGGAAUGGUCUCAAAUCGGGUUCCAUGCGAAUAGGGAAUGACUUCUGCCUAUUCACUAAGAAGGGAGCAGAAAUGACAUGUGUCUUUUUAUCAAGGACAUUUCACGAGCAAGAGAAAAUAGACGAAGUUAUAGUUCCCAUCCCAAUCUUUGAUGCAACCACCAAAAAAUCAAUUGCUUCCACUGCGCAGGAAAAAGAAAGGCAUGAGAUGGAAAUGCAGCUGAUUUAUAAAUACUCACCUUUUAAAAAUGAAAAAGACUUUAUGGCCCAGUUUGACAAGAUAGAUGGCAGCACAGGUACCUUAGUAAUUGUAUACAAUAUGAAACUUCUCGACAGCGGGGAGCCAGAGCUUGAUGUGAAUUCUGACGCCAAUGAUAUUUUACUCUCCAGCAAUAAAUUCUCAGAGUUUGACGCAGAUGAAGGACUUAUGCCCGAAAGGAGGUCAUUCCGCGCCUACACAGCCCUGUUAUAUGUUGACCCCCGUAUGAGGAUAUUUAUACAAGGGAAGAAAGUACGAACAAAACGUUUAGCAAAUACACUGUACAAGCCACGACUGUACAAGUUUUCCUCUAGUAGGUUUAAGUCACGUGCAGAGAGUGAAACACAAAAAGCAAAAGAUGCAUCAAGAAUUGCUGAUGCUAAGGCCAGGGAGGCUGAGAGUAAAGCCAAAAACCUCGAGACACAACUUGAAAAGUCUGGCAAGAUGACCAAGGCACAGACAACAGAAUUGCGUAAACUGCAGGCUGCUGCGUCUGAGCUUAGGGCUGAUGCUAACUUCAAGAAAAAUAUGGCUGAACGCAAAGCAAAAACUCUAAAGGACCCUAAAAUUCUCAACUUUAUAUUCGGAGUAAACCUGGACAAUCGCAACCAAGAUGGCGUAUUUGUCUAUAACUGCAGCCGUUUAAUAAAAAUGUACCAAAAGGUUGGGCCACAAGCUGACGGCGGUGUAUUCUGUAGUGGAGUUGUCGGGAUCGUUGAUGUGCCAUAUUUGGUAUUAGAGCCAACACAUAAUAAGCAGGAUUUUGCAGACGCCAAAGAGUAUCGACAUUUAUUAAAGGCUCUUGGGGAGCAUAUGGUUCAGUAUUGGAAAGACAUAGGAAUAGCCCAGCAAGGGGUGACAACAUUCUGGACCAACUUUGGCUAUGUGAGCAGUAACUGGAAAGACAACCCCUCACAAGACUCCAAGUUCCUCAAAAAGAGAGCAAUGCAGAUGAACAUUACCUUACAGUGUGACAUGUGUCUUAAGUGGCGAAUGUUGCCAUUCUCUGCCAGCAAUAUAGGUAAAGAUUUCCCUGAUGACUGGGAAUGUACAGACAAUACAGAUCCUCAGCAUAACACGUGUGCUACAGCAGAGCAACGGCUCAACAUAAACGAAGGUGUACUGAAGAAGGAAAUUAAAAGCAAAGAAGACAAAGCAAAAGAUCUCGAAGAAGAAAUUAAGAAAAAACAACAAGAGCUUGAAAAAAUGGCAAAUAAACAAACUGUCCAUUCCUCACGACAAGCUAAGAAAAUGGAAGAAGAAAAACAGAGAGAAAAAGAAAGACAAGAGGAGGAACAGCAGAGAGAAUUAGAAAGACGAGAGAAAGAAAAAGAAAGAGAAAGAAUACGUUUGAAAAAUGAGCGAGAAAAGGAACGAAUGAGAAUUGAAAAAGAAAAGGAAAAGGCAAGAAUGGCGAAAGAGCGGGAAAAACAGGCUCGAGAGCGGGAAAGGGAAAAGGCCAGAAUGGAGAAAGAACGGGAAAGGCAACGCCUAGAAAGAGAAAGAAAAAAGAAGGCUGCCCAAAAGAGUAAGUCUGCCAAGGUGACCUCAAGUAGCACUCGUGGCCGAGGCGGGGCUGCAACAAAACGUAAAAUGGAUGAAUCUUCAUCUGAAGAAGAAUCAGAAAGUUCAGAAGAAGAGGAAGAAGAAGUGAAACCAAGCCCAGCUAAGAGAAAACCAACACCAAAACCUGUCCCAGUCAAGAAAAAAGAGGUAAGCGAAGAUGAAAUGGAUGAAGAUAAGGAUGUUUCUAUGGAAACCACUGACAUCACAGAUACAAUGAGUGAAGAUGAAGAGAGUGAAGUGGGAACAAAAGUUGAGGCCAAGGUCAACAAUAAAUGGCACACUGGCACUGUUAUACGAGUCAACAAAAAAGACAACAAAUGGAAGGUCAAGUUUGAUAGUUAUCCAAAAGACAAAUACGAUAAAUGGUACCCGGUGCUAGGAGGUGAUAUCAAGAGUCUCAGAACAGAUAAAAAGAAGGACACCAAGCCACCUGGUGGUGCUUCCCCGUCACAGGACACAGCCCCUAAACCUUCAAGUUCCACGACAGACAGUGCUUCUGGCCAAUUAGUGGAGGAAUUAGCUCAUGGUUACAGAACAUGUUUACGCUACUUCCUCCCGCCACAAUGGGUUAUGGACAAAGAUGCUGUUGCGACACUUACAGUACAAGAGUUAGCGAACUUUAACCUAGAUGACUUUUUUGAUCAUUAUGAAAAAGGUCUGAGAAAGUUGGUGAACAGUUUCCAAAGUGAGGCAUCUGCUAAACAAACCGAAGCAGAUACUGCCAAAUCUAAACUUUCCAACGUUAGGAAAUUGAUAGCGAAACUUCUCAAGUCAAUCAACGAGGAGUUUGAUAUAGACCCCAACCAGGAUAAUGACUCUGUAGAUGAACUCUUAGCCACAUGUGUGAAACAGGUUGAAGAGCAGAACACACAGUCAUGACAACAUACAACGUAGUCAUGGCAACCCACUUUGUAUUCAUUAGUGACCCACUGUAUUGUCAAAGCAUCUGACUUUGUUGUCAUAGUAGUAUACAGUGUAGUCAUAGCAACAUGAGUAAUAUCAUAGCAACAGUGGAAAAAUUAGUCUUGAAUUCCAAGAAAUCUUCAAGACUUGAGUUUGAGACAAGAUGCUGUUCAAGACCAGAAGCUGUUCAAGACUGCAGAAACUGUUCAAAACCAUUGACUGUAUUGUACAAUACACUACUCUUCAUAAAGUUGUAAUAAUAGACGUUGAAGAAAGCAUACAGAGAACUUAUUUUUU